Messenger RNA from Coffea eugenioides, 1728 nucleotides. RefSeq names its product protein FAR-RED IMPAIRED RESPONSE 1-like. NCBI's taxonomy places the organism in Eukaryota, Viridiplantae, Streptophyta, Magnoliopsida, Gentianales, Rubiaceae. Gene Ontology annotation, biological process: regulation of DNA-templated transcription. Bases 1 to 1728 code for a protein of 575 amino acids. Gene Ontology annotation, molecular function: zinc ion binding. The transcript is spliced from 2 exons. The record is from RefSeq and is a predicted model, not a curated record.
AUGGAAUUUGAUACUGAAGUAGCAGCUGGAAAUUUUUACCAAAAAUAUGCCAAAACAUCUGGGUUUGGAACUCGAUUGAGUAAGGGACAUAAAGACAAAAAUAGUGAUAUGAUGUUGGACAGGGUUUUCUGCUGCUCCCAUGAAGGAAAAAGGCCAAAAGACAAACGUAAUAUGGUUGUUAAGUGUCCGCGUGCAGAAACAAGAUGUGAUUGUGGUGCAAGAAUGAAAAUUAGUUGUAGACAAGCUGAAAAAUACCGUGUUGUGCAAUUUGUUGCACAACAUAAUCAUGAGCUAUCAACUCCUAGCAAAACCCAUUUAUUUAGAUCUCAUAGACACAUGACAAUGGCACAUGAAGCUGAAAUAGAUAUGGCCCGAAGUUGUGGAAUUGCACCAAAACAAUCAAUUGAACUGAUGUCGAAACAAGUUGGUGGACGAGAAAAUCUUGGAUUCAUUCGAGAUGAUUUAAAAAACUACUUACGAUCCAAAAGAUCCAUACCAAUGAUGCAAGGUGACACAGGAGGAGUCUUAGAGUACUUACAAAGGAUGCAAUUAGAGGACCCAAAUUUUUAUUAUGCCAUUCAAGUAGAUGAAGAUGACUUGAUAACUAACAUAUUUUGGGCUGAUGCAAAGAUGAGAACGGAUUUUACUCAUUUUGGUGAUGUGGUAUGUUUCGAUACAACUUAUAGAAAACACAAAGAUGGGAGGCCAAUUGCAUUAUUCGUUGGUGUAAAUCAUCAUAAACAAACUAUAGUUUUUGGAGGUGCUUUAUUAUAUGAUGAGACAAUUGGAACAUUUGAAUGGCUGUUUGACACAUUUGCUAAGGCCAUGAUGGGAAAAAUACCAAGAACUAUUCUUACAGACCAAGACGGAAGAAUGGCAACGGCUUUAGCUUCUCAAUGGCCAACAAAUCACUGCAUAUAUGACUAUGAAAAUGAGAAUGAUUUUUUAGAGGGAUGGAGUGAAAUGUUAAAAAUGUAUUGUCUGGAAGACAACAAGUGGUUGAAGAAAAUGUUUGAUAUAAAGGAGAAAUGGGCUUUAGUAUAUGGGAGAGAAACAUUCUGUGCCGAUAUGACCACGACCCAACGAAGUGAGUCCAUGAACAGUGUUAUAAAGAAGUAUGUAAGUUAUAAACAUGACUUACUUGAAUUUUUUGAACACUUCCAAAGGCUGUUAGAUGAUCGUCGCUAUGAUGAAUCCGUAACAGAUUUUAGAGGCAAUCAAAGUACACCGGCAGUGACAUUCCCUUGUAAGAUUUUACAGCAUGCGGCGAGUGUAUACACACAUGAAGUUUAUGAAAGAUUUAAGGACGAGUUAUGCAAAGGAAUUGAUUGUAAAUGGGAAGUAGAUGGUGAAUUAGGAAAGCAAGUGAUUUAUCGAGUUACACCAUAUGGUAAGACUUCCCAUCACCUCGUAACUUAUGAUUCGUCCAAGAAUUCAAUUUCAUGUAGUUGUAAGAAAUUUGAAUUUGCUGGAUUUUUGUGUUCACAUGCACUAAAAAUAUUGAUGACUCUGAAUAUUGUAACAAUUCCUGAUGCAUAUAUAUUGAAGAGAUGGACUAAAGCAGCUAAAAUAGGAAAUGUAUGUGUUUCCAGUGAAAGUAGCCAGGAAAUGGAGUCAAAGGCAAAAUUGAGUUUUCGUUACAAAGAGUUAUCCUAUCUAUAUAUGCAGCUAAUGACAAAAACUUCUGAAUGUGAUGAAGCUUAUAAAAUUGCUAAAGAUGGAUUUUGA